Rhizophagus irregularis DAOM 181602=DAOM 197198 is the source of this 182-nucleotide messenger RNA. NCBI's taxonomy places the organism in Eukaryota, Fungi, Glomeromycota, Glomeromycetes, Glomerales, Glomeraceae. The record is from RefSeq and is a predicted model, not a curated record.
AUGUUUUUCUUUAGUAUUUUCAAAAAAGCGAGGUAUUACGUUGUUCUUUGGGUUUUCAUUUUUAUGCUUCUAUUUUCAAAGUGUGCGCAGAUAAAUUACUUUCCGAGAUGUAAUUUAUUAAUAUCAGAAAAUAAAGUUAAAAAAUCAGAAUGAAUCUAAAAUAUCCGGUAUUCAAUUCAUAA